Odobenus rosmarus divergens (Pacific walrus) is the source of this 1410-nucleotide messenger RNA. It is a transcript of the gene ADAMDEC1, whose product is annotated as ADAM-like, decysin 1. The record is from RefSeq and is a predicted model, not a curated record. The coding region runs from base 1 to 1410 and encodes 469 amino acids. Gene Ontology annotation, molecular function: metalloendopeptidase activity. The transcript is spliced from 13 exons. Lineage: Eukaryota; Metazoa; Chordata; Mammalia; Carnivora; Odobenidae. Gene Ontology annotation, biological process: proteolysis.
AUGCUGUGUGGGACUUCUCAGCUAUAUGCAGUAGGCAACAUGUCUUUGGCACUACUUUCUGUCCUCUGGCUCAUCAUUCAAACUCAAGCAAUAGCCAUAAAGCAAACACCUGAAUUAGAGCUCUAUGAAGUAGUUCGUCCUAAAAAACUACACAUUUUACACAAAAGGGAGAUACAGAACAAUCAGACAGAGAAUGGCAAAGAGGAAAGAUAUGAACCUGAACUUCAGUAUCAGAUUACAUUAAAUGGAGAAGAAGUUGUUCUUCACCUGCAAAAAAACAAACAUCUCCUGCGGCCAGACUACACUGAAAUAUAUUACUCACCCACAGGAGAGGAAAUCACUACAAGCCCUCAGGACAUGGAACAUUGCUACUAUAAUGGACACAUACUAAAUGAAAAGGAUUCUGUUGCCAGCAUUAGUACUUGUAAUGGGUUGAGGGGAUACUUCACACACCAUGACCAAAGAUAUAUGAUAAAGCCUCUGAAAAGCACAGACCAAGAAGAACAUGCUGUCCUCACAUAUAACCAGGAGGAGAUAGACCUGGCUAAUCGCACUUGUGGUGUAAGAAGUGUUGGCAGGAAACAAGGCCAUAUUCGAACUUCCAGGUCACUCAAUAGCCCAGAGCAAGAAGACUUUCUUCAGGCUGAGAAGUACAUUGAUCUCUUGUUGGUGCUGGAUAAUGCCUUUUAUAACAUGUAUAAGGGGAAUCUGACUUUGAUAAGAAGCUUUGUGUUUGAUGUGAUGAACCUACUCAAUGUGAUUUAUAAUACCAUAGAUGUUCGAGUGGCAUUGGUAGGUAUGGAAAUCUGGUCGGAUGAUGAUAAGAUCAAGGUGGUACCCAACACAGGUGACACCUUUCACAACUUUCUGGAUUGGCAUCGUUCUAACCUGGGGAAAAUGAGGAUGCAUGACCAUGCACAGCUACUCAGUGGAAAUGGCUUCAGCAAUGGACGUGUAGGAAUGGCAGCCUCGAACUCCUUGUGUUCCCCGGCUUCGGUUGCUGUUAUUGAGGCUAAGAAAAAGAAUAAUGUGGCUCUUGUAGGAGUGAUGUCACAUGAGUUGGGUCAUGUCCUUGGUAUGCCUGAUGUUCCAUAUUAUACCAAGUGUCCCUCAGGGAGUUGUGUGAUGAAUCAAUAUCUGAGUUCAAAAUUCCCAAAGGAUUUCAGUACAUCCUGCCGUUCACAUUUUAAGAAAUACAUUUUAUCUGAAAAACCAAAGUGUCUACUGCAAGCACCAAUUCCUAAAAAUAUAAUAACGAAACCAGUGUGUGGGAACCAACUUCUGGAGUUAGGAGAAGACUGUGAUUGUGGCUCUUCUAAGGAAUGUUCCAAUCCUUGCUGUGAGGCCAUGACCUGUAAAUUAAAAUCUGAAGCUGAUUGUAGAGGAGACACUCUGAACCAUAUCAUGUAA